Molecule: messenger RNA, 3087 nt
Organism: Fundulus heteroclitus (mummichog)
Lineage: Eukaryota; Metazoa; Chordata; Actinopteri; Cyprinodontiformes; Fundulidae
Product: RNA binding protein, mRNA processing factor
Exons: 7
Coding region: 407-1150 (247 amino acids)
Molecular function (GO): mRNA binding
Source: RefSeq, a predicted model, not a curated record
CGCGCGGAGGGACGGACGGACGCUGGGAUGGGGGGGAGAAGUUUGCCUGCGGCGCGCUUCGCUCAACAUUAAACUGUGUUUCAUUUCAGGGGUGGAAACAGCAACAAGAGGAGCCCUGCGGGGGGAAAAAAAAGAAGAAGCUUUUAUUCCAGGGAAUGCUGAGGGACUAUCCGACAGCUGAGACCAACACGCCACUCGCAGCUGACCCCAUCCCCUUUUCUUCACUCCUUUGAUUAAAUACAAAACAAGACAAAAAAAAAAAGUAUUAAUGUCGCCGAACUAAAAGGGAAGAGGCUCGGGUCCAGUCGGAGGGUGCUUUUUAAUUUAAUUUGCGGAGGAGGAAGAAGAAGCAGCAGGACAAAGCGAAACAAGAGGAAGACGACCUUCCCCCGAGCGAGGAAAAAAGAUGAAUAGCAACAAAAUAGAGAAGGAGAACGAGCAGAGUGAAUUCAGCAACCACGAAGAGGAGGUCCGAACACUAUUUGUCAGUGGGCUACCGCUGGAUAUCAAACCACGGGAGCUGUAUCUCCUCUUCAGACCAUUUAAGGGCUACGAAGGAUCCUUGAUAAAACUUACUUCCAAGCAGCCGGUGGGGUUUGUCAGCUUUGACAGCCGAUCAGAGGCGGAGGCUGCUAAGAAUGCCUUGAACGGGGUGCGUUUUGAUCCAGAGAUUCCCCAAACUCUGCGGCUGGAGUUCGCCAAGGCCAACACCAAGAUGGCCAAGAACAAGCUGGUCGGCACGCCCAACCCCCCUCCGUCCCAACAGAGCCCCGGGCCACAGUUCAUUAGCAGAGACCCAUAUUCGUUGGCUCCCACCUGCAGAUGGAACUCCUCAGGGAUGGAAGUCCAGACAGUUCUGCUGAAGUAUGUGCAGCAGCAGCCUUACGGGCUUCAGGACAUACUAGACCCCAGCCUCCAUCGCACAUCAAGCCCCCAUCCCUACCCCCUUCUCGGAGUCUUUGCAACUCUAUUUGUUUUUUUUUUUUGUUGUUUUUUUAAUACUGUUACAUACCCGAGCUUUACGAGCAGCACUUUGGCUACACCUCCUCAGACACGUACGGUGGGAAUCGACCCGUGUUUGCCGACGGCGUUAAGCACAGGCGAACAUACGGAAGGACCGCUGGAAGGAGAUCUACGGAAGUGUGGCUAAAGUGCCAACGAGUAACGUUGUUAUAAUACUAGAAUUAUUACUAUUCUCUAUAUCAUUCAUAUCAAUGUUAUUAUAAUGAAUACAUGUCGAAGCAUGACUUUGCAAAAAAGUAAAAGAAAAGAAAAAAAUACAACAAUGCUGUACAUUUUUAGAUAUUUUCAAGAAAUACAAAAAAGUAUUUUUGUAAUCAAGACAAGGUUGAAAUGUUUUGAUCGGUUCAUGUUGUGUAUGAGAAAUUGUCAUACCUUUUAUUUUAUUUUAUGUGUUGCGCCAUUCAUAAAAUAACAAAUCGCCCUUCCGGCAGUCAGAUCAGUUUGCACCCGUGUCUUGCCUACGCCAAUCUGUGGAUCUUGGUUCGCUCUCUCUUUUUUCGCUCUUCUUCAUUUCAUUACGCUGAGCUUAAUCGGAAGUCGUUUUUCUGCCCUGUAGGCUGUCAUAAUCAGAUGUGCUAGAAGAGGCAUCGACAGGAUUAAAGCCAUCGCCGGUGAAAGGAAAAAGUGACCCCAGAGAUGGCGGCGAGUAGCAAACUCGACUCCACUAUUAUUAGAAACCUGCGCCUUCGUUUUGUAGCACAGGGGACAGUUAAGUACAGAGAAACAAAAGACCAAAGGCAUUUUUUGUGGAGUUUUUUUUUUAUAUAUAUAUAUAUAUAUAUAUAUACUGGUGUGCUAUUUAGAAUUCAAUUUCUGACUGCUUUGUAGUCCUCUUGCUGAUUUUCUUAUGAAGUACGACAUCGUUUUUGUUCCGCGUGUCCCUCUUGGUGUCACUCCAAAGAGUCCUUCAGCAUCUGAAAGAAUUCUCACUUUAAGCGAUUUGUCUCGUUCGUCUAUUUUUAGGAAGCCUGCCUGAUUCGACGUGCUUUUGUCGAGUUUGAAUUUGCAUAUUAAUGAUCGAGGUGGGGGUAAAGGAAAAAAAAAAUAUAUUAAUCGUUUCUAAUCUGGUGUCUUUCUGCAAUAACGUCUGCUGUACAACAUAUCAUGGACCGAUCAUGUUUCUGUGACGUUUUUCAUGGCAAAAAUAAUCAACCCCGUCCCGUUUGUGCAGAAAUCAAACUCUUGUACUCGACUCUGGUAAUUUUCUGAUGAGGUCACAUAUCGUUUGGACGUGGCGAUAAGGACACAACACUGAAAUGCUGUAAGAAAUAGACAAAAGUCCCUGUAAUCUUUUAACCCAGAUGUGUAAAACCAUAUUGGGCUAGUUUACUCGUGUACGUCUGUCAGUGUUUCUUCAUGCUGAAUAAUAAUAUGCAUCAUAUAAAGGUGGACCAUAUCACCUGAGUACAUGAAGAGGUAUUUUGUUUUCCUUCCUUUUACAAUUUUAAACCAAGUGUGGAGCCAAAUUUAUUAGAACAAGUAUUUAUAUACAAACAAAAAGUGUGAGUGUGUGUGUGUGUUUUUCUUUCAAAGAUCAUAGAAGAUGCCUGAUGUAUAAUUCACUGUAAGUAUUACUGUAAGUUCAAUUGUAUAAUCAUUUGAUAAUUUUUCUAGAGCUUCUUUUGGUUCGUGACUGUCCGAUUGGAACGGUCCGUGUUUGAUAUGUGAAAACUGCUAUAAUUCACUGUGAAAGUCGGAGAGCAAGUAGAUCUUUUUAUGUUUUUUUUUUUUCCCCAGCCUUAUGGUACAAAAAUUCCUGGAAGUGGAGGAGACGAUCGCUCUGUUUGUUAAUGAAAGAUAUGCCCUUGCUUGGUUCAGUGUGUAACUGUGUGUUGUGCAUGUUCACGGCAUGUGUUUGUUCCUUUUUCUUAAUACAUACAGUGCUGUUGAUAUUUAUGUACUUUAGCCGCUGUGAGGAGGGUAUCGACCUCAGUGGGUUGCAGAUAUUUGUUGGUUUGAAACAAAAAAAAAAAAAAAAAAGAGGUGAAAAUGGAGCUGUUUUUAUGAAUAUGUUAAAUGAAGACAUUUCGGUCCAUCUGCCAUUAAAGAUUGACAUUAAAGCUU